AGGCCUAAAAUGGUUUAAUUGUCAGAAUUUUAUUUUAUUAUUAUUUUCUUUUACUCAAGCAGUUAAUGAGAGGUUAAAAUGGGAAAGACACCAUUCCGGGAACAUCAGCAAAGAAAGGGAAAACUUUCCAAGAAAGUGUAGCGGGGCCUCGUUUCCACAGUUGUUGACUUGUACAGCUUAUUGAAAGGUUAUAGAAACUGUAUAAUACAAUCAAAAUCUUCAAACACUGCAUUAGAAUAACAAGCCUGUUGAAUGGACUCUGAGAUUAUAACGCAUAAUGGUGGUUGCCACUGUCGGAGAGUAAGAUGGCGAGUGCAAGCACCUAGCAGGGUGGAAGCUUGGGAUUGCAACUGUUCAGACUGUUCUAUGAGGGGAAACACCCACAUCAUUGUUCCAGCUGAGAGAUUUGAACUUUCUGGAGACUCCAAACAGUUUAUCACAACUUACACUUUUGGAACUCAUACCGCAAAGCAUACAUUUUGUAAGGUUUGUGGCAUAACAUCAUUCUAUUAUCCUCGUUCGAAUCCAGAUGGGGUUUCAAUUACAUUCAGGUGUGUUGACCCUGGUACUCUAACCCAUAUUGAGGUUAAGCAAUAUGAUGGAAGAAAUUGGGAAGGCUCUUACAAGAAGGCAGGUAUUGCUUCAUGUUCAAAAAUGGAGAAUGUGCAAAACUAAAAUUUGAAUGUGAGAAUGAGAGUUUCUUCAUGCCCUAUGAGUAGAUGAGGAAUAAAACAAAGAGAAAGUCUUUCAUUAAUUUUUCUUGAACUGUUAGUGUUUAAUUUUAGUCCUUUUUAUUUCUUUACGUUUUAAUGAUGUAAAAGCAUGGACUUCGAUGAAUGUAACAAUCAUAUUCUAUUUGAACAAACCUUUUUGAAA
Messenger RNA from Ziziphus jujuba (common jujube), 876 nucleotides. RefSeq lists its product as uncharacterized. Bases 253 to 675 code for a protein of 140 amino acids. Lineage: Eukaryota; Viridiplantae; Streptophyta; Magnoliopsida; Rosales; Rhamnaceae. Gene Ontology annotation, molecular function: carbon-sulfur lyase activity. The record is from RefSeq and is a predicted model, not a curated record. The transcript is spliced from 2 exons.